Leptinotarsa decemlineata (Colorado potato beetle) is the source of this 3924-nucleotide messenger RNA. Its product is annotated as endoplasmic reticulum metallopeptidase 1. Gene Ontology annotation, molecular function: metalloexopeptidase activity. NCBI's taxonomy places the organism in Eukaryota, Metazoa, Arthropoda, Insecta, Coleoptera, Chrysomelidae. The record is from RefSeq and is a predicted model, not a curated record. Gene Ontology annotation, biological process: proteolysis.
UGCACUUUGAAACAUUGAAACUCGUCUAUUUGACAAUUCAAUAUUUGGAAUGUGACAUUUUACAAGGAAAGUGUUGCCUAAAUUGUGUUGUGGUAUGCGCAAUCUUUUAAUUACUAUUUGUUUACUAAAAAUUAUAGAUACAUUUUAUCCGGCAGUUACAUGUAAGAAGGGAAAACUGAUGAUAAAAUGUUAUCUUUGUCGAUGAUAAGAGUAAUAAACAGGUGUAGUUAACCUGAAGUUCAUUCAAAUUUGUGCAGUGUUUGCGAGAACAAUGUCUAAGAAUUCCCUUCUGCGCAAUCGAUUCUACGACAGAUCGCCCGGCAAUGAAUUCUUCGACCACAAUCGCGAAAAAUCUAAAUUCCGCCGGCCUAUGCCGUACAUCAACUUUCUGGCGGUCUUUGUCCUGAUACUGGUCGUUUUCUUUUUGGUUAUCUUGAUAGAAAAACAGUUACCGACUGGUCUAAAGAUCGCCGAAGAAUCGAAAUAUCCCGACAGGUUCAUAGCGGAGCGCUCCUACAAUAUUUUGAAAAAUUUAACGAAAAUCGGACCACGACCGGCAGGAAGUUACGAAAACGAGGUGUUGGCUGUGAAUAUCCUCAAGCAGGAAGUCGAUAGCAUUAUCAAAGAGGCUGACGAGCACCACGUCAUACAGUUGGACAUCCAGAAGGCAUCGGGGGCGUUUACUUUGAAGUUCUUAGAUGGUAUGACGAAUGUUUAUCAGGAUAUACAAAACGUCGUCGUUAAAAUUGGAUCUGAGAAGGAAUCUCACCACAGUUUGUUGAUCAACUGCCACUUCGAUUCUGUUAUGGACAGCCCAGGUGCGAGUGAUGAUGGGGCAAGCUGCGCAGUCAUGCUGGAAAUAUUACGAGUUCUGUCGAAAUCAAACAAGAGGCUGAGGCACAAUAUCAUAUUUUUAUUCAAUGGAGCAGAGGAGAACUUUUUGCCUGCGUCCCACGGCUUUAUCACUCAACACAAGUGGGCUAAAGAGGUUAGAGCUUUCAUAAAUUUGGAAGCUUGUGGAGCUGGUGGAAGAGAGGUUCUCUUCCAAGCAGGCCCAAACCAUCCAUGGAUUUUGGAAACAUACUCAGAAGAAGUGCCUUAUCCAUAUGCUUCGUCAUUGGCUCAAGAAAUAUUUCAAAGCGGAGUGAUUCCUGGAGAUACUGAUUAUAGGAUAUUCAGGGAUUUUGGAAACCUAUCUGGGUUGGACUUCGCUUGGUCAGCCAAUGGAUAUGUCUACCAUACAAAAUUCGAUUCAAUAGAGCAAGUCCCUCUAGGUUCACUGCAGAGAACCGGAGAUAACAUAUUAGCUCUGGCCAAAGGGAUGGCUCAAGGCCACCAUCUUUCCAAUGUUGAAAAGUAUCGUGCUGGAAAUUUGGUGUUCUUUGAUUUUCUCGGAGCAUUCGUUAUACGUUGGCCCAUGUUGGUAGCUGAUAUUAUAAACAUAUCGUCUGUGAUAUUUUCAUUUUACUCAAUUUAUGGUAACACCAGGAGUGCUGAAAAAACUGAUGGCCUCACUAAAAGACAAUACUUUAGGAAACUAAUAGGAUGCAUGAUUGUUGUUUUUCUGUCUUGGCUCUUGUCAGUCAUAUCAACAGUAUUGAUAGCAACAUUCCUCAAUUGCCUGGGACGAACCAUGAGUUGGUAUGCCCGUCCUUUAUGGGUAUUCUUCUUGUAUGUGAUUCCAACGUUAAUCGUAUCGAUGGCAACUAUUUUAACGCAUGCCAAAGUGUAUAAUAAGGAUAUUGACUCUUCCCCUUGGACAUUGUUUCAAUUGUAUUAUGAUGCAUAUCAAACAAUUUGGACAGUAGUGUUGUUGAUGGGAGUUUUGAUAAGAUUGAGAUCGAGUUUUAUAGCUCUAAUUUGGGUGUUUGCUGCUGCUUUAGGAAACGUUCUUAAAUCGAUGUUGUUCAACCAAUGGAGAGAUUCCAAAUGGAUUUUCCUCCAUAUAUCAAUGAUGGGACUACCGUUUGUACAAUGCUUUUACUUAAUGAUAGGAGCCCUUUACCUGUUCAUACCAAUAAUGGGAAGAGCUGGGGCUGGCAGCCAUGCUGAAUAUCUCAUAGCGAUAAUGGUCACAUGUAUGUUCUCUACGCUAUUCACCUUUGUUGUACCACUAGGAUUACUUGUUAGAGGAAUAGAAAGGAUAUUCAGCCUCUUGACUGGCCUAUUUUUAUUGUCUCUGGCUAUAUUAAUACUCACGCCAUUAGGGUUUCCUUAUUCUGGCGAAGCAGGUGCUUUGGCUCCCCAAAGAUUUAUGAUUACGCAUACUCGUAGAACAUUCCAUGACAGUUCUGGCAACAUUACGAAAGAAAUGACUGGUUUCUGGAUAGCGGAUAUGGACAUCAAUAGCCCGCAUACAGUUGACAGACAUGUGCCAAACAUGAGAAAAGCUGAGCUCGUUACCCAAGAUUGUGUCGACCAUCUAUACUGUGGUUUGCCAUACAUAGUGCCUGUGAUGACUAUGAUAUGGAAGACACACUGGGUGGCAGGCCCUCCGCCAGUACUGCAGAAACCAGUAUUGAUGAAAGUAUUACAGAGAACGACUGUACGUGGUGGGGAGACAAUAACGAUACAAGCUGAAGGUCCACCCCACUUGGGAAUAAUAAUAUCACCAGUUCAAGGAGUUGAGCUAGAAAGUUGGAGCUUAAAAACAGAUGAGCUACUUGCUGGUCCUCUUUGGAAUGGGCGUAAAACAUAUUUUAUUUAUUAUGCACAUGGUUUAGAUGCUGUUCCCUUUGUGUUGUCUUUGAAUUUCAAGAUUCCUGAAGACCACAAAGGCCCUACAAUGGACUUGGCUAUAACUUCACACUACCUUUUUGGCCCCGGCAAGGCUUCUAAAGAAUUCCAGCAUUUUGUGGCUCAGUUUCCUUCCUGGACUACAGUUACUCAUUGGACAGCUUCCUAUGAAUCCUGGAUACUGUAGUAAUGUUCUGUAGUAUUUAUUAUAAGCAUGGUUGCAAUUGACUGAUUUUGACGAAUUCUAAGAGUCCGCGCGGCACAUUUGUGCCAAAGGGGCCAUGCUGCCUGAAUAUUAUUCAGACACUAUUGGCUAUAGCAUGUUUUCAAGUAUUCUCAAAGAAAGUGGGUCAAGUAUCUCUUUCCUGAAAGUUUUACAGAUUUGGUAAAGGGUUUAUGGUCUGGGCCAAUUGAAUACAUAUCACCAUCUUUACAUUUUUUCUGUUGGGUUUUGUUUUGAUUUCACCAACAAAAAAAUGUAAUAUUUGUCAUCUUAUUUUUCUUUAUGGUAAACUGCGUUUUUCUUCUCUAAGAGCCUAAAUUCAGUCGGGAAUAUCAUGAACCCAAAUUUGUGAAUGAUAUAUAGUUUAGUAGCUCAAUUCUUUGAAGCAAAUAUUUGAAUGAAAAUAUUUUUGUAUUUGAUUUAUGAAAAUCCCAUCCGUUAUAUUUAUAAUUUGUGAUUUACACUGUAUUCGUUGAAUGUGAUUUAGGUUCAUAGAUUUCAUUAACCAUUUCUUAUUAUUUUUUUAUGCAAGCAUUUUUAUCACUCUUUUAUCUGUUGAAGUGCAUUUCUCUAUUCCUGUGUGUGUCGUAUGUUUUAAAUGACGUACUAUUCUUGUAUUUAUGCAAACUUUUAACUGCAAUGUGAUUUACAUUACUUACUUCAAAUAUUUCUGUUAUAUUUAUGUUUAUGAAGAAAGGGGCAGUUGAAUAUUUCCGGUAUGCUCUUUGUGAGAAAAGUUUUAGAUAAAUGCAUAUAUUGGUAUUCAAUUGUGUACCUCUUUGUGUUCCUAUGCAAUUUUAUUAGUUUUUAGAAACAUAGUGCUUUAAGUUUGACUUCACCCAAUGCCAAAUAAUAAUGUGAGGUACUGUUUUUUUAUUUACCAAUAUUCAAAAAUCAGAAUGUGAUAGUAACAUUUCAUUAGGAUUAUUUUAGUGUUGAUUUACAAUUAAAUGUUGUUUUUCAUU